CUGUUUGGAGGAGCACUCCGUGUCCCGGGAGAAUGUCAGAGAGUAAUCAGCCACAGGACCUGGCACUCAUUAAAGAGCUGGAGCUCAUCUUGGAUUCCUGCACACUGGAGCUCACACCAGUGGAUGAAGUCUGGCCCAACCUGUACAUAGGAAAUGUGGCUGUAGCACAGAAUAGAAAGACAUUACAUAAGCUCGGCAUCACUCAUGUCCUCAACGCAGCGCACUCCAAGCAGGGAAGCAUCGGUGACCAGAGUUUUUACGGGAACACCUGCGUUUAUUACGGCAUCUCAGCAGAGGAUUCAGACCACUUUGAUCUCAGCCAGUACUUCAAACCUGCAGCUGACUUCAUACACAAAGCCCUGAAGAGCAAAGACGGAAAAGUGCUGGUGCAUUGCAUCAUGGGAAUGAGUCGAUCAGCCACUCUGGUCUUGGUGUACCUGAUGCUGCGGCAGCGUCUCACCCUGAGAGAUGCUCUGAGGCGCGUCAUCAAAAAACGAGCCAUUUACCCCAACCAGAACUUCCUGUCUCUCCUCCUCAAGCUGGAUGAGCAGCUUACAUUCAAACGGAGGAUUUGUCCUCUUCUCUGACAUCCCUCUUUCUCUCUUUUCCCACCUCCUUCAUCACAUUAGUCACUUUAAGACCUCUCUCCCUUUUCCAUGUGUUACACUCUUCUCUCAUCCGUACAGACAACAUCUGUAUAAUAAUGAUUUGCUGUCAGAAUGUGUAUUUUGUAGUUAGAGGUGUGAGUUUGAUGGUGGAGUGAUUUUUAAAUUCCAUAUUUCUAUUUUUAAGUUUCACUCCUGGGUUCGUCAUCGAUUGUGUUGUGUUGAUAUUGUAAAUAUCCAAGUACAGUCUCAUAUUUCUCUGAGGUUUGUUUUUCAUAUUAUUCAAACUGUAUUCAAAUGUUACCUGCCAAUGUUGUCAGGCGCGCCUACGAGCUUUGUACA
Molecule: messenger RNA, 947 nt
Organism: Larimichthys crocea (large yellow croaker)
Lineage: Eukaryota; Metazoa; Chordata; Actinopteri; Sciaenidae
Product: dual specificity protein phosphatase 13
Exons: 3
Coding region: 33-587 (184 amino acids)
Biological process (GO): negative regulation of MAPK cascade; protein dephosphorylation
Cellular component (GO): cytoplasm
Molecular function (GO): MAP kinase phosphatase activity; protein tyrosine/serine/threonine phosphatase activity
Source: RefSeq, a predicted model, not a curated record